GGUUGUAAAAAUUCUUACCUGCUAUGAGGCGAAUUCCAAAUAUAAAGACUUGACACAUAAACAACAGAAAGAAUAAAACAAGCACUAAUCGAGCUUAUACAUGGGAAAUUCUCUACAGGGAUGCCAGCCAUGCUUGCAAUCUAGUCACGUGACACACAUACUAGCUCCUGAUUGGUCAAUUGGGCUUCCGUCUACUGACUGACUUUUAUGAAGGGACCACGGAACGAGAAAAUGGCUGCUAUGGUUGGUGUUGCUGUCUCCUUUGUUUGAAAAAUUAACUUUAUAUUUGCAUUGUACUGACUGUAAAAUGCCGAGUGCUACAUUUAGUUCAUCACGAUCCUACGUUCGGCGAUCCCGGAGAAAAGGUGCUAAUAGGAUUCCUCUUCCAUCUAGAACCAGUUCAGUAGAACCAUGUGAGCCGCCUUGCCCUCCGAUGCCCAACGCCAAUGAGAUUAUGCAUGCACACACAGCCAGUGCCAGUGCCAGUGCCAGUACCAGCGGAACGUCAGCAUCUCCCUCGGCUCCUCCCCCUUGUCACCACCCCCCCUAUGACCUCCGCCGCAAGUCUCCACCUUACCAUGACAGCAACACUCCCAGCACCAGUUCUCCUCCCCAACCCUUCAAUCACACAUACACGAUGUUACCUGCCAGGAAACGUCCCCGUCGCACCACAUCAUCAUCUACUGAAACAGUGUCAGGGUGUGGGACGCCGGCCGCCCACUACCUGCAGUACGAGCUCCCAGAUGAGGUGUUGCUCACUAUCUUCAGCUACCUCCUGGAGCAGGACUUGUGUAGAGUCAGUCAGGUCUGCAAACGCUUCCAUGGCAUUGCCAAUGACAAUGAAUUAUGGAAAACAUUGUUCCACAACGUAUACGAGUAUGACUUGCCGUUGUUCAACCCAGCGCAGUGUCGGUUUGAGUUUGUUCCGCCAGAGGAGAGUGAGCAUGCCAACCCGUGGAAGGAGAGUUUCCGCCACCUGUACCGUGGAGUGCAUGUCCGCCCAGGCUACCAGGGAGUGGCGCGUCAGGGCCGUCGCAUCGCUCACUUUGACACUGUGCAGGCAGCACUAGACCACGUGGACGACUUUACUGGUGGAUCACUCAUCUUCCUCCACGCUGGAACUUACCGAGGAGAAUUCCUCGUCAUAGACUCAGAUGUUGCAAUCAUUGGUGCUGCGCCUGGUAAUGUAGCAGAAUCGGUUAUUCUAGAAAGAGAAUCCGAGUCAACCAUGAUGUUUGUUGAGGGUGCAAAGAAUGCGUACGCUGGACACCUGACAUUGAAAUUCUCUCCAGACGUAACAUCAACUGUACCUCAUAACAAACACUAUUGUCUAGAAGUUGGUGAAAAUUGUAGUCCCACAAUUGAUCACUGUAUUAUCCGUAGUUCGUCUGUUGUGGGAGCGGCUGUGUGUGUGACUGGCACCGGAGCUUCACCCACCAUCAAGCAUUGUGAUAUCAGUGACUGUGAAAACGUUGGACUAUAUGUGACUGAUUAUGCUCAAGGAACCUACGAAGACAAUGAAAUAUCAAGAAAUGCUCUUGCUGGUAUUUGGGUUAAAAAUUAUGCGAACCCUAUUAUGAGGCGCAAUCACAUACAUCAUGGAAGGGAUGUUGGUAUAUUCACAUUUGACAAUGGUUUGGGGUUUUUUGAAGCAAAUGAUAUCCACAACAACAGGAUAGCAGGGUUUGAAGUGAAGGCUCAAGCAAAUCCAACAGUGGUUCAUUGUGAGAUUCAUCAUGGACAAACAGGUGGUAUAUAUGUGCAUGAAAACGGUCUCGGGCAGUUCAUUGACAACCGCAUCCAUUCAAACAACUUUGCUGGUGUGUGGAUCACUUCAAACAGUAAUCCCACUAUCCGACGCAAUGAAAUAUACAACGGCCAUCAAGGUGGUGUGUACAUAUUUGGUGAAGGAAGAGGACUAGUUGAACACAAUAAUAUAUAUGGUAAUGCGUUAGCUGGUAUUCAAAUUCGCACCAAUAGUGAUCCGAUUGUUAGGCACAAUAAAAUUCAUCACGGACAACAUGGGGGGAUCUAUGUGCAUGAAAAGGGGCAAGGGUUGAUAGAAGAAAAUGAAGUCUACGCAAACACUUUGGCUGGAGUAUGGAUCACAACAGGGUCAACACCAGUGCUUAGGCGGAAUCGAAUACAUUCUGGUAAACAAGUUGGUGUGUACUUCUAUGACAAUGGCCAUGGGAAGUUGGAGGACAAUGACAUAUUCAACCACCUAUAUUCAGGUGUCCAAAUUAGAACUGGAAGCAAUCCAAUCAUCAGAGGCAACAAGAUAUGGGGAGGACAGAAUGGUGGAGUGCUGGUCUACAAUGGAGGACUGGGCUUGUUGGAACAGAACGAGAUAUUUGACAAUGCCAUGGCAGGAGUCUGGAUAAAGACUGACUCAAACCCAACGCUCAAGAGAAAUAAGAUAUUUGAUGGGCGAGAUGGUGGAAUCUGUAUUUUUAAUGGAGGAAAGGGAGUCCUGGAAGAAAACGAUAUUUUCCGUAAUGCUCAAGCUGGUGUUCUUAUUUCCACUCAAAGCCAUCCCAUUUUGAGAAGAAAUCGUAUAUUUGAUGGAUUAGCUGCUGGAGUUGAAAUCACAAAUAAUGCAACAGCAACGCUUGAAGAUAAUCAGAUAUUCAACAACCGUUUCGGAGGGCUUUGUCUAGCAAGUGGUGUGCAGCCCAUCACAAGACUUAACAAAAUAUUUAGUAAUCAAGAUGCUGUGGAAAAAGCUGUCAGAAAUGGCCAAUGUUUGUACAAAAUAUCAAGUUACACUUCAUUUCCUAUGCACGACUUCUACCGCUGCCAGACCUGCAAUACUACAGACCGCAAUGCCAUCUGUGUAAACUGCAUCAAAACUUGCCACGCGGGACAUGAUGUAGAGUUCAUCAGGCACGACAGAUUCUUCUGUGACUGUGGAGCCGGGACCCUCAGUAACCAGUGUCAGUUGCAAGGAGAGCCUACACAGGACACAGACACACUGUAUGACUCUGCUGCUCCCAUGGAGUCUCACACACUCAUGGUCAACUAGACUCUCUCACCACUCACCCCUUUUAUUUAUACUAUUGUACAUUUCUGAUGCCACAAAGUGGAUACAAAGCACAACAUUGUAGUAGAUCAAUAAUCCCCGAAUCCUCAUUUGUCACCUUUGUAUUUUUUUAUCGUAUAGAUUUAUACAGAGGGUUGACUCUUGAAUGUCAGAAUGGCAUGACCCUUGUUAUACUAAAUGAUCAUUAUCCACUGCGGCGUUUAUGUAAAUACGAUAAUCUCGUACCGUCAUAUUUAAUUAAAAUGUUAAGUUGUGUUUGUAUGUGUAUAUUUAGAUUGUAUUAAACUUGUAUUAUAUGUAUUUCGAUGUACUGGCACAAACAUUUCUGAAAUCGGUGUGCCAACAAACCUUUUUCUAUUGAGGGCCUAUCUACUAACAAGGGCUACGCAAGUGCCAUAAAUUGUAUUUCUAUCAUGGAGUUAGGUUCAACUAUAAAAUUUGUGAAGAUUUUAUCAAAAUAAGUUGUAGAUAUCAUGGCGGAGGCUUUUAAAUAACCCAUUUCAUUCAAAGAUCAACUAUUCUUUAAAUUACGUUUCCCUAAAUAUUGUCUUUCUUUAGUUAGUAGUUUAAGCAUCACAAAAUCAAGUUAACAAUAUUUUGUUUCAUGAAAGAUCCUGAUCCUGGUGGAUUUGAAGAUUAUUUUUUUUUUCUUUUUAGUUGUGAGUUUGGGUGUGCAUGUUUUAUUGUUAUUUAUUUGUUAAACAAAUAAAAUAUGUUGACUUUAGUAAUCAAAUUACAUAUGUAUUCCAUUUUUUAUUUAUUUCAAAUGAAAUUUUCAUCUGAAAUCCACCUCUUUACUUCUUUUGUUUAAGAUACUGUAGCUCAGAGAGAAAGUACUAAUUAUAUUUUAUUUGUAAUAUUAAUUAACUAUUUUUUUGUUGGCAGGGAGGGACAUAGUGUGAUUAUUAAUUCAUUCUGUUGAGUGGUUGUGAUAGUUUGAUCUAUCGGUUAAGCAACCAACAGUUAGAAAGUUUAUUUUUUUCUAUGGGUAAUACCACAAGUGUUGCUGUCUAUUUUUGUUCUAUAAAUUAUUAUUGACAGCUGAACAACCCACUGGUAUAUAGCUAUAUAGCAAAGUUAAUUUUAUUAUUAGAGAAGACAUUAUAAACUUUAAAAGUGGUCAGGUGGUCCUUAACACCUGACUGACUUACUAUUGUGUGUCAAUUUUUACUUGCCGUUAAACUGAAACUAUCUGAAUCACCGAUAAUCCAAAUCGCUUGUAGAAAGAAUUAAAAAAAAAAACAAAACAUAAAAAGUUAUUGUGGCAAAAUCCCUUUCUCACAGUUGUUUUUCAUCGUCAUCGGCAAAAUCUUGCACACCUUCUGCAGUGUUAUAGAAAUCAUCAUUGUCUUCUGUAAACGCAGCAAAAUAUAAAAUAUAUUCCGUGGCCAUGUAUCAUCGUCUCCUGCAGUCAUAGAAACUCAUAAUCGUGUUCCGCGAUCACAGGAAAUAUUGCACAUCUUCUGCUGUCUUGUAGACAUCAUAAUCGUCUCCCGCGGUCAUAGAGACAACGUCAUCUUUAUCCGCGAUUGCAGGAAAAUCUUGAAUAUCUUUCUAGGUCUUUGUCUCACGCGGUCACGUAAAAUCAUAAUUGGCAUCCUCAAUCGGAGCACAAGCUAAAAUCUUUUGAUCACAAAAUCUUUGUAGAUGCGUUCUGCGAUCGUAAUAGUUAAAGGUCGGCAAACUCUGUGAAAUGCCCUGAAUUUCGGUAAUAAUCCAACUAAACUAACCAAAUUUUUGUUUGUCCAAAUGUGUUACAGUCCCAAUUGAUUUGGAUGAUUGGAGUUCUCCUGUAACGGGGUUUACAUUAUACUCAGGCAGUAGGAGGUAUACUUUAGGCAUUCAAAGUGAACAUGUUAUAUAAGGCCUAUAAUCAUUAUUAUCAAUUGAGAUGUGGACGAACUAGGUGCAUAUUUUAUCCCAAAUAUGAGUGGUGAAUGAUGAGUGUAGAAUAGUGAGAGAUGAUCUGUGUAGCUUUGUUACUGACUAAGAUCAGCUUUUUCAACAGCCAAGAUUAUUUAUUUAAAGUCCAAUGAUCAGGGACCGCUGGGUCCAGUUUAGAACCUUAAAAAAGCUACUGACUUCUCGGAUUAAACCAAAACAUAGAUCAAACUUACUCCCUUGUAGUAGAUUUGGUCAUCCUUAAGAAUCAGCUGAAGACACUUUUAUUAUUAGUUCCGUCCAGUGCCAAUAGGAUUGUGUUCUUGUUUAUUAUUUGCAAUUUUUUGUAAAAUGUUUGUUUACAAUUUUUCUUGUCUUUGUUAAAUUUCAGCUACCGGUACUUAAAAAUGUCAUUUAGCUAAAUACUCUGCACCUGCAGACUAAGUGAAUUUCAAUUUGCCUGAUUUGUUUUCCAAUAAAUCUAUUUAAAUAACAUUAGGUUUAACAAGUACCUAGGUUUGCUGCUACAGUGACAGUAAUAAAGUGUUUCUUGGUGAAAUAUUAAUAGCUUAGUAUAAAAUAAAUAAGUUUGCUAAGUUUGAUCAAAAUGUACCCUUACAAUUUUCCAUAAAAAUAAUAUGGCAAUUAUAAAUGUAAUUUUUUUUUCAAAAAUCACUAAAUUAACCCUGAAAUAUUAUAAGCAUAUUUUCACCGAUACUAGUGACCAGUGUCACCAAUAUGUACUAGACAUGAAUAACAGGCUUCAGUUUUUUACAAUGGUAUGACAAGUCUACUGUGUUGGUUAGUUUGAUUUGAGAAAUAUAAUUGUAAACAAAUUUUAAAUUGUCAACUAACAGAUGAAAUAUUUUAUAUUCUCCUACAAGCAUAUAAUAGGCAAAACUAAAUUUUUUUCUACAGUUACCUGACAAAGCAGGCUUCCUUGCACUGAUUAUAAUAUGUGUGUGCUUGAAAUUAAGUUGGUAACACUUAGAAGAUACUACGACUACGAUCAGCUGCUGCAGGGUUUCACAGCCUUUGAGUAUUGAUUCUACAAAUUAACCUGUUGUUUCAUGUUAACAUUCUAUUUUCGUUCAAUGCUUAGAUUUAACCUAACCUAAAUGUGUUGUUUAGUGUUUGAAAGACUAAUUACUUAUAUUCUUUAUAGUAACUGUAGGAAAAAUAUAGUACCGAAAUUACUACUACCUUACUAUUGCAUAGUAAACAUUCUGUUUGCGUAAUGUAAUGAUGAAUUUUCAUAGGUAAUGAACAUAUAUAACAAAAACAGGUAUCACAGUAGUGUAGCGAAAAAUAUAUAUCUGAUCACUCAGAAAGUGCAUCAGAACAAAGGACAGCUUUAAAAUGUUCAAAUAUCAGGUCUUAAACUCAAUUUAUAAUUAUUUUUCAUUGUUUCUAACUUAUCCAAUUAAACAAACAAAAAUACAUAAAGCUUGUCAGUGUCUCAUUGGCAAUUUUAAUUUUGCAUUUGGGGAAUAAUGCUACUUUUACCAAGGGAGUUCCUACGUCAGCCAAGUCAGAUUUUUAAACUUACAAGGUUCUGAUUAUUUUAAAUAUUGCUUAUUAUAGAAUAUUCUUAAUACAUACUUCAUUUCAUUCCUUCCAUUAGUUGAUUUCAAUUAAAUACAGUAUAUACAACUCAUUUAGAACCACUAAAUAAUUCAUAUACAUAGUUGGUUUAGUUAAUCGUCUAAUUAAAAAUAUAAUUUUCUGGUAUGCAAAUAUUUUGAAACAGCAAAAUGAAUCAUUUUUAUUGAUGACUUCUUUGCUUUUAUUUCUGGUUUAAGGUCAACUACAGUUUUUUAUAGUGAUGUUUAGCAGUGAGGACAACAUUGAUUAGUUUCCAUUGAACAACAUCCCCGUAUGGAAUGUCAGCAACAUUAAACUGCAUGUAUUAUUAGUCAAAUCUUGCAAUUUUUUUAUGAAGUUAGGUAAUCUGAUUACCAAUAACUGAAAAAUGUUUCUUUCUUGCUACAGUUAGGUUUCAUUGCUUCCAAUUUUGUAGUUAUUAUAACUCCAUGGUGAUCCUUUGUGCAUUGUAAAUCAAUUUGUAGGUUAGAUAUAGUUAAGGAAACCUUUACUAUCAAAACAUAGCAUGUAUGGCAAAAUUUCCUUCUUUGAACAUGUAAGAUAUAUAAUAUAUCCCAGCGGUGUGGAUAGUGCCCGAGUACUUUACAAACUUGUAAAUUAAUUAUUGUUUCCAGCGAUUUUUGUUAUCAAUUUUGUUAAUUUUUCAGAAUAAUUGUGUAUUGUAAAUUAAUUUUAUUCUUUUGAUCUGUACAUUGUGAAAGUUUUAAGAAUAACACAGUUUAGAAUAUUGGCAUAAUAAAUUGAAUUAAUCUUAA
Macrosteles quadrilineatus (aster leafhopper) is the source of this 7284-nucleotide messenger RNA. It is a transcript of the gene FBXO11, whose product is annotated as F-box only protein 11. Bases 308 to 3025 code for a protein of 905 amino acids. Gene Ontology annotation, biological process: ubiquitin-dependent protein catabolic process; protein ubiquitination; regulation of apoptotic process. Gene Ontology annotation, molecular function: zinc ion binding; protein binding. The record is from RefSeq and is a predicted model, not a curated record. The transcript has 12 exons. Lineage: Eukaryota; Metazoa; Arthropoda; Insecta; Hemiptera; Cicadellidae.